UUAUAUCAAUUUUGUAGGUUGUACAAAUUCUCCUGAAGGCUAAGCUGCUUGUACAUGAGGAAAAGGAGGAGCUGACAGCCUCCUCGACUCUCAAGCUCUUCACUGAUUACAAAAACAAACGACUCAGAGUGAAUAUAAAUAUGCCAUUGAAAAUUGAACAGAAAAUGGAUCAGGAGGCAACGGGCAAGAAUAUAGAUGAAGAAAGAAACUAUUUGAUUCAAGCUGCAAUAGUCAGAACUAUGAAAAUGAGAAAGAGUUCAAAACAUCAAGAACUUGUGAUUGAAGUUUUCAACCAGCUCUACACCAAGUUUAAACCAAGUGUGGCAUCUAUUAAGAGAUGUAUAGGAAUUUUGAUAGAAAAGGAAUAUUUGGAGCGCAAAGAGGGUGAAAAGGAUACGUACAACUACCUGGCAUAAUUUGUACCUUAAGGACAAACUAACAGUUUAAUAAAGCAUCUACCUCUUGAAAAUGUAAAUAUCGUUGA
Belonocnema kinseyi is the source of this 484-nucleotide messenger RNA. RefSeq names its product cullin-1-like. Gene Ontology annotation, molecular function: ubiquitin protein ligase binding. Gene Ontology annotation, cellular component: SCF ubiquitin ligase complex. The transcript is spliced from 3 exons. Bases 141 to 416 code for a protein of 91 amino acids. Gene Ontology annotation, biological process: protein ubiquitination; SCF-dependent proteasomal ubiquitin-dependent protein catabolic process. The record is from RefSeq and is a predicted model, not a curated record. NCBI's taxonomy places the organism in Eukaryota, Metazoa, Arthropoda, Insecta, Hymenoptera, Cynipidae.